Molecule: messenger RNA, 4210 nt
Organism: Xyrichtys novacula (pearly razorfish)
Lineage: Eukaryota; Metazoa; Chordata; Actinopteri; Labriformes; Labridae
Source: the annotation of a GenBank genome assembly
GGGCGAUAUUUGAUCAGCAACCAAUGAAGACGAGAAAACAAAGAGAGUGACUGAAACCAUAGAAACAAAACGGAAGUUUACUGCGUAGUGUAAAGCGCUUUGGAGGAAUAAAUAGCUUUUGCUAUCGGCUCUUACAACUAAUGUAGCGAAGGUUCAGCUCCUUUUGAGUGGAAAUGUUCAAAGCAAAAAUACUCUUUAUUGGUCCAAGUGAGGUAAGUGAAUGCGACAACGUAAUGGUUAAAUCCUAGCAUCUUUCAUGCUUAACAGGCUGAAGAAUAUGUUAGCUUCAUAACUAAUCUCCAAGCUAAUGCUUGCAAACUGAUCAAAACGGGAUUUCAGAGAGGACUUGUACCUAAUGCAACAAACGUUUGCAGAAUUGCGCUAGAGGUAUUUCCAUACUUGUCCUGAGCUAAAGCUGCAUCAGUCUAAAAAACACUUCCUCCAUAAAAACUUAAAGGGAUAAACACAACUCACCUAAGAUCUUCUAGCAGCCGAUUGUUGGUAGCGAGACCUCCAGGCGAGUCCACUGACUACAGCGGGGUGACGCAGCUCAAGGAAGAACAUUUGCGGUCGUUACUUAAGUUGGUAUAACUAGAGAACCAAGCGGCGGCAACAUUCAUCUCUCGAGGGGAUGUCUAACUUGGUGUUAGUAUGUGUUUGACCUGAAAUUAAUUUUACGCUUUAUCCCUUUUACAUAUUAUCAUUUUCACACAAUGGUAUGCAAUGGAGGAAGAACACAAGUUUAACUUAUAACAUUAGUUAGAGGAAACUGUAUGUGUUACUGAUGACAUGAAUCAUGAUUGCCAUCAUUAAGGCUAAACCAAUGUGUUCCCCUUGAAAGAGGAUUCACCCAGUUAGUGUUACUGGAAGCAAAUGUGUUUUUCCCAUAAUGCCAAAUCAAACAUUGCUGUAAAGAGGUACAGUCUUUGUUAAGUUGCUUGCAGACCCAAUGUUAAGUCAUAUAUAUAUAUUUUAAACAAAAUCCUUCUCACAUUUUAAGUAGUUAUUAAAACCAUUCAUCCUUUUUUCAGAGCGGGAAAACAGUUCUUGCAAAUUUCCUCUCAGAAACCUCAGAAUAUAUGGGAGGUGAAUACAGUCCAACUCAAGGAGUAAGGUAAGAACCAUGUGUCCAAUUUCAUUCAGUUUUCCACAUGACACAAGCAAAUCCUUGAGAUAGAAAUACUUUGAUCAAGCAAAACUUUUGUGAAGUUGUUUUCAUUUUUAUGUAAAUUCACCUGAAUGAUUAUUAGUGUCAACCACUUUUUCUCCAAGGAUACUGGAAUUUGAGUCACAAUCUGGAGCCGGUGGAGGUGGCAGGGCAUGUGAGGUCGAACUCUGGGACUGUUCAGGAGACUUCAAGUAAGAUAAAUGAUCACUAGAGUGUUUUGUAUGACUAGAGGCAUAAAUAAGAACUGACAUUGUUGUCCAUUAGGGGUAAUUACAGUUUAAAUACUGAAACAAAACUAACUCAUUGAAUCAUGAUACAAUUCUGCGAUAACUGAAAAACUGCAGGACAAUAAUGCACAUUAAGAUAUGAAGUGAAGAAGACACGCUGCCCCUGAAAGGUAAUGAGUAGGAUUGAUGGUUUCAGUUUGAGGAGUAAUAAAGAAGUAAUGAGGGGGGUCACAUAAGAGAGAAAUUGGUUUAGAGUCCAGGAUUAGUCUUUGAUAAAAAAAAAAAUAAUUCAUGCAUUAUAAUCAAAAUACAUGAGUCAUGACAAUAAAUUGCUAUUCUGUUAUUUUCUCAUCCAUGCAAUCCAUAAUUGGUUUUCCUCUCAGAGUCUUAUGCUAUGAUACAGACAUACAGUUUAUUCUUUUCAUAGAUUUGAAUCCUGCUGGCCAGCACUGAUGAAGGACUCCAGUGGUGUUGUGAUCGUUUUUAAUCCAGAUGUUCCAAGUCACCUCAAGGAAAUUGAGACGUGGCACUCAAUGUUUAUCUCCCCUCAAAGUUUGCUUGACAGCCAGUGUCUACUCAUCGCUCACCACAAACCUGGCAGCGAAGUGGAAGAAGGACGGCUGCCUCUAGGUAUUUCCUCUGCAGGCCUUUCAAAGCUGUCACAUAAGCUUUUUGUAAUGAAUUAACAGACUAACAUGUCCCCUCUUUUGAUGCAGCAUCACAUUUGAGCAGACUGCCGCUUAUUCACUCCAAUCUGGACGAUGAACCUGAGGAUGUGAAGGUAGCUUUCCAGAGAUACUUGGGGAAUGUUGUCAAUGCAAUGUCAGAAAGCCGGGAGCGAGAAGAGAUGUCAAUCAUUACGUAGCUGAACACUAAGCAGCCUAAUGAAUAAGGACUCACCACUGGUACUCUCUGUUUCUCAACUAUUUUUCUUCGCUGUCAUUCAGCUGUCUGACAUUCCCUAACCUCUUGCAAACUUUUCUACAGUAAGCUGGACUUUCUCCACAGUGACUUGUUUUGUUUGCGUACAGUCUUUGUAUCUAAAUAAAAUAUGAACUCACUGAAAAUAAAAACCCAAGAGAUGCCUUAUAUUUUUCUCAGAUUUAAGACAAGUUUAUUUUAGUGCAGGCUGCUGUGAAUGUGACAUUAGGAAGUGCAGAAGAACAAUUCAACAUUCAGACAUCGUAUCCAAUUAUGCCUCCUUUGCCGAUGCAUUCCCCGAUGUAGAACCACAUCAGAACCUCAGUGGUCACAAGUCCAUUCCUCAAGGCGUCCUGUUAAACAAACAAGAAAAAGAUCUGAUUCCACUCAAAAAAUAGGUCCAACAACUUUGAAGGUUAGAGCCUGUGUCCACCACACACUGCCUACUGAAAACACACACACACACACACACACACACACACACACUUGUAUUUGAAUGUAAACAGUUAAGUCUAAUGUGAUAGAGUACCUUCAACAUGAACAAAGUCUGUCCAGGUUAAUAUUUAACAUCAUGUUCUUGACAUUUUAGAUUCUUCACUCAUUUUAAAAUGAACUGCAAUGUAAGGCUGCAAGAUACUGGAAAAAAUUAACACUGCAAUUUUUUUCAACCCUGUGAUAUUUAUUGCAAUACUGAAAAAAAGAGGAAUUUUCAGCAUUUGAUCUGAAUAUCACUUUCUGCUGAAGUCUUGAGGACAGUUAACCUGCUCUGAUCUUACCUCUUUUUGUGAAUGUUAGUAGAAUGGCUUCUGUCUGUCUUAGAGAUAUUUUUAGCUUGCUUUUAUUGUGCUGGUUUGUUAUUGUGGAAACAGAUGAACACAGAACACGUGUUUUGGUCGACAUCAUCCUUCUUGCAACCGAAAUAAUUCCAGAUAACUGACUUUCCUUUUCUUUUUGUCAAGGAGUCUUCAUAUUCGGUGGUUUUCUCUUGUUCGUUUCUCAUUUUGAAAUCGUUGUUGUUGUAACCGGUGUUGUAUCGAGAAACACAUGCCCGCCGAGAAUUGCAACGACCUUACAGAAACACGCACCACUUAUAGUAGAGCGGUCCAUGGAAAUGUACAAUUUAAAACCCAUACAAUUCUUAUUUGUUGGGCUAAACAGUGAUGAGUAAUGUUACCAAAGUAAUUCUCGGCGGGUAUGCGUUUCUCAGCACAACACCGGCAGCGCCAGCGACUUACUCCAUGUGGAGGGGCAUGGUAUUCUCCUCUCUGAUUAUGAUUGACGGCUGGCAGGGUAGUCUGAUUGGCCACUGAGCAGAGAAUGAAUGUGAUUGGUGGAUCGCUGCACAGCGCACGCAGAGUCACAUGCAGUGUAUCUACCCUUGAAAUUGGAUGAGUUCACAUGUACAUCGCAAUGACGCUGCUCAAACGAUAUACCGUGCAGCCCUACUGCAAUGGCUUAAAAUGUUAUUUACUGAUUGUUUCUGUUUGUUGCCAAAUGCCCAGUGUAGAUCCAUUAUUCCUAAUGCAUCUUUGCUCAGUAUAUGAUUUUCUUGAUUACUUGACAAGGGGAACACCUUUAUGAUAUCCAGACUGAACUACAAAUGCUGCAGGGUGGUUUUCUGGAAACUAAGUAGAUCAUUAGUCCGAUUCAAGAACCUUUUUGACGAAUUUCGAUUAGAAAUAAAAGUCACCUCAACACCCGUAAACCAAACCCCCCCUCUUUUAAAACUCACCCUUAUUGUGGUUUGUCCCACACGUCCCGCCUGAUAGCUCUUGAUCAGGCCCUUUGCGGCCUCUAUUGCUUUGGGGAUCUCAGCAGGUGAAGGUGGGACCAGCUCCACGCGGGCAUAGUACCAAAAGGUCGCGAGCCGGGGUUUGGAGUAUGCAACAGCCGC